AAAUAAUAAAAGUAAAUUUACAUAAUUAUUAUACGACGAUAGUUAUUACAAACUAUUAUUGAAAAUGGCCUUACGCGCACGGGCGAAUGUGAUUUAGUACGCGCCGGGUCAUCCCAGAGGGUGGACGUAUCGCUCAUUUCCCGCGCGUCUAAAAGUUGAUUGACCUUACGUACGACCGAGGUUCAAAAGGAGUAUAGUGCGUCAUUGGAUUUGAUACUUUAGCAUGGGUAACAAACGCAAAAAAUAUAGUUGCAGUAGAAAUGCGAAGUCUGCAGCGAACGCCAGGCAAUCAAAAAGGAGAAAGAUUAACGAGGAAAAAAACCAACGUACUCAUGAAUCUCCUGACAAUAACGACUCCUGUGUUGAUUCAAAAAAUAAUAAUCGUGACAAUGAAUUAUUUGAUGCACUCAUAUCGGAUCUGGAAAAAAUAGAUGAGAAAAAACAAAAUAUACAUUUAGAAGAAACGGCAAAUAUUGAAGAGUUUGAAUUGGAAGUGGAGCCACAAAAACAUAUCAUUCCUCCAUAUCAAAUUAUAGGAAGAAGGAUUGUUGAUUUCAUGUAUUUCUUUGAUCAAAUCAAAAUCGUAGCUAACCAUAAUCCUGGACUCGGUUGUUCAAUAAGUAAUGUUGAAAUUGUCAAAGAAAUACUUAAUGGCUUAGAAUCGACAAUCCACUUCAAAUGUACAAUGUGUAACAAGAAAUUUAAUGUCACACUAUGCAAUAAUAAUUUUCCAAAAGAGAUGACCACAAACCAUGCUGCAGUGACUGGUGCCAUGUUAAUUGGUUGUGGUUGGAGCAACCUGAAUGAGUUUUUGAGUGCUAUAGAUCUUCCAAAUUUAGGUCAAAAAUCUUAUGCAACUUGCCAUAAUGACGUAUCUAAGUGGUGGGCAGUUGCUGCAGAGGCAUCAAUGAAAGAGGCUGCUGAGGAGGAAGCAAAGCUAGCCAUCGAAGGUGGUGAAGUUAUAACAGGAAUUCCUUCAAUCACAGUAGUAGCCGAUGCUUCAUAUAGGGGGAAAAGAAUAAAUUUUUCUUUAAAAAACUCUUAUACUGCCAGGUGCCAUGCUGCGGUUGUUGCAUUUAAUACCGGUAAACCACAGUACAAUUUAUACCAAACUAACUUCAAACAAAGUCCGAGGAAAGCUGUAAAAAUUCUGGAGUUGCGCCGGCGUAGGCGCAAUAUUCAUCGCCGCCGUCAAGGUCCUAAAAGGAAAAUAAUAUUUAGUAAUGAGAACCGAGACUACGGAGAGAAAUGCCAAAAACCAGAUUUGAGUCCAGAGCAGUACGACAUAGCCAAAAGUUUGUUUUUGUCUAAUUUGAAAGAACUUGUGGAAAAUCGUCAUGCCGUUGAACGUGACACGGUAUUACAAGCUGAAAGUGCGUUGUGGCUAGAGCUCCGUAGAUGCCUGUUGACAGCCUCAUCAUUCAGCAAGAUUUGCAAGAGACGACCCAACAUAAGCUCAGCACCUCUUGUGAAGUCCAUCGUAUACUCGUAUUCGUUGGACAAAGUGCCAGCCAUAGAAUAUGGUAAAAGUAAUGAAAAAUCUGCUAUAGACCAACUACAGCAACAAGAAAACAUCGUUGUGGAAAAGUGUGGACUUUUCAUCGACAAAGAGCAUUAUUUCUUGGGUGCAUCUCCCGAUGGUCUCUACAACCAGGGAAUUAUUGAAAUAAAAUGUCCAUAUUCUGCACGCAACAUGGAUGCUGAGGAAGCGAUAAGGCAGCGCAAAAUUAAAUUUUGGAAAUUGGACGGCACCGUUAAUACCAACCACGAUUGGUAA
Messenger RNA from Pieris napi, 1777 nucleotides. RefSeq lists its product as uncharacterized. Lineage: Eukaryota; Metazoa; Arthropoda; Insecta; Lepidoptera; Pieridae. The transcript is spliced from 8 exons. Bases 224 to 1777 code for a protein of 517 amino acids. The record is from RefSeq and is a predicted model, not a curated record.